CAAUGUGGUGCUGCCGUGCGUUGCAACCAAUAGCCAGGCGCGUCCCCCAUCACGAAUAGGAAGUUCUGCACUCCCUCUUGGGUAAUAAACCCGCAGAUAAACGCGCCAAAGCGACCCACCUCUCGGCCUCUUCUCCCCCAGCUCGGCUGGAGUGUAUCUCUGUCUUGCUCAAUACUGAUGAAACGGGAUCGAUUCCUCUUAAACCACAGGCCCACCCGAAGAUAGGACGCGACCUAAGUCCCCAAUGGUUGUUUUGCAUUUCUACACGAGCCCCAAGGAGGUCCUGCUGUCGGAAGUGGGGAAGAGUCUAUUCCGCUCUGGAAUCCAUAAUGUGGAGAAGAUUGAGCGUGUAACUCAAGAGCUUUGCUUCAAUGUGAACUGGACAGCUCCAGUCUCCCCAACUCCACAGGACAGGCAGAAGCUCGUAUGGAUUUUCAAAUAUCCAUUCGAACCUGAGAACAUUUCUACAGAAACCUUACUCAAUGAGCACGAUGGGGACUUGCUGGUGGAGAUUGGACCGAGAUUGAACUUCUCCACAGCCUGGUCGACAAAUGCCGUGUCCAUCUGCCACUCCAUAGGAUUAACUGAGGUGGAUCGUGUUGAGUGCUCUCGCCGAUAUCUGCUGAAGAUCCAUAAUUCGGAGAGGUUGGCAGCAGCUGCCUCGGGUGAGCUGGUUGCUGCCUUUUACGAUCGGAUGACAGAGUGCGUGUAUCAGCGACCCAUUGAAACUUUCCAAGUGUUGACCAGCCCGUCGCAGGUGUAUGAAGUGGACGUGGUGAACAGGGGGAAGGAUGCGCUGGAGAAAGCUAACCGUGAACUGGGCUUGGCUUUCGACUCUUGGGAUCUGGAUUUUUAUACAAGGUUAUUUCAAAAGGUGGGCCGGAAUCCCACUAGUGUGGAGUGCUUCGACUUGGCCCAAUCCAACAGUGAACACAGUCGCCACUGGUUCUUCAAAGGGUGUUUAGUGGUAGAUGGAGAAGUCAAGGAGCAAAGUCUCUUCGAUAUGAUCAUGAAGACGCAGGAUUAUAGCAACAAGAACAACAUUAUCAAAUUCUGUGACAACAGCAGUGCCAUUGAAGGCCGAAGUGUUGAGUGUCUCUACCCAAGCCACUGGUCCCAAGCCAGCAACAUGGAGGUUCACAAAGCCAUGAGGCAUGUAAUCUUCACUGCAGAAACGCACAACUUCCCCACAGGCGUGGCUCCGUUCAGCGGUUCAACUACAGGGACCGGAGGUCGGAUACGGGACAUCCAGUGCACAGGCCGAGGGGCCCACGUGAUCGCAGGGACAGCCGGUUACUGCUUUGGGAAUCUGCUCUGUCCAGGUUAUGAGCUGCCCUGGGAAGACCAAACCUUCAUUUACCCUGGGAACUUUGCACAUCCACUGGAAGUGGUGAUCGAGGCGAGUAACGGAGCUUCAGAUUAUGGCAAUAAAUUCGGAGAGCCCGUCUUGGCAGGAUUUGCCCGGUCAUUUGGAAUGAUACUUGUCAAUGGAGAGAGAAGGGAGUGGAUUAAGCCAAUUAUGUUCAGUGCUGGCAUUGGAACCAUUGAGGCUGAGCAUGUCCGAAAAGAACAGCCCGAACCAGAGAUGGAGGUGGUGAAGAUUGGAGGCCCCGUGUAUCGAAUCGGUGUGGGUGGAGGGGCGGCAUCCUCCAUUCAGGUGCAGGGAGACAACACCGCAGAGCUGGACUUUGGAGCAGUGCAGCGAGGCGAUGCUGAGAUGGAGCAGAAGAUGAACCGAGCUAUCCGUGCCUGCGUUGAGAGGCAGCACAGCAACCCCAUCUGUAGUAUUCAUGAUCAGGGGGCCGGAGGCAAUGGUAACGUGUUGAAAGAGCUGAGUGAGCCGGCAGGAGCCAGGAUAUUCACCAGCAAAUUCAAGGUGGGUGAUCCAACACUGAGUGUACUGGAACUGUGGGGAGCCGAGUAUCAGGAAUCCAAUGCUCUUCUCCUGCGUUCAAAGGACUCAGAGUUUCUGCGUGCCGUCUGCAAUAGAGAGAAAUGCCCUGUUGAUUUUGUUGGCAAAAUAACUGGCGAUGGAAAGAUAGUUUUGGUUGAUGAUCGGAAUGCUUUGAAGAAAUCAGAGUUCCCCAGUCAUCCUGUGGAUCUGAAGGUGGAGUGGGUCCUGGGGAAAAUGCCUCAGAAGGAGUUCACACUGAAUCGGAGGAAGCCCGACCUGCGGCCUCUGACUCUGCCGGCAAACCUGAGUGUGAGGGAAGCCUUGACCCGUGUUCUGAGGCUGCCCUGUGUGGCCAGCAAGAGAUACCUGACCAACAAGGUGGACCGCUCGGUGACGGGGCUGGUGGCCCAGCAGCAGUGUGUGGGUCCUCUCCACACUCCUCUCGCUGACGUGGCCGUCGUGGCCCUCUCGUACUUCGACACCGUGGGAGCCGCAACGGCAGUGGGAGAACAGCCCAUCAAAGGUCUGAUCGACCCAGGGGCCGGGGCCAGAAUGGCCAUCGGGGAGGCUCUGACUAACCUGGUGUUCGCCCGCGUGACCGAACUCCAGGAUGUCAAAUGUAGCGGUAACUGGAUGUGGCCGGCAAAGUUGCCUGGGGAGGGGGCGGCUCUAUACGAUGCCUGCGAGGCCAUGUGCCGUACAAUGGCUGAACUUGGAAUUGCCGUGGAUGGCGGGAAGGAUUCUCUGAGCAUGGCAGCUCGUGUGGGGCAGGAGACCGUGAAGGCUCCAGGCUCCCUGGUCAUCUCUGUUUAUGCCGUGUGUCCUGACAUCACCAGCACCGUGACGCCGGACUUGAAAAUGCCCCAAGGGCAAGGAGUGCUGCUCUAUGUGCCAGUCACACCCGGUCAGUACAGAAUGGGAGGAAGUGCUUUGGCUCAAUGCUACUCUCAGAUCGGCGACUGCUGCCCAGACCUGGACCGUCCGCUCCCCCUCAAGUCCUGCUUCGCCGUCACUCAGCAGCUGCUGCAAGAGCGAUUGCUGAGCGCUGGCCAUGAUGUCAGCGACGGGGGACUGCUCACCUGCCUGCUGGAGAUGGCCAUCGGGGGCAACUGUGGGAUCCAGAUCAGCAUUGAAAACAGCGAGGCCACUGCACUGGAGCUGUUGUUUUCUGAGGAGCUGGGUUUGGUGUUGGAGGUCUCAGACGCGGCUGCGAAUGAAGUGAGCUCUCGGUACAGAGAAGCGGGCCUUCAAUGCUGGAGGAUUGGUUCAACCACUGGUCAGGGUUCCCAGAGCAUGGUGACGGUGCGAGUGAACGGAGAGGAGGUCCUGUCGGAGAAGUUGGCAACUCUCCACUCCUGGUGGGAAGAGACCAGUUUCCAGCUGGAGAGACUGCAAGCCAAUCGGGCUUGUGUGGAGGAAGAGGAGCGUGGCAUGGAGCAGCGCGUCGCUCCCCGUUACACAUUGAGCUUCCAACCAGUCCCCAGCCCCAGACCAUCAGCUGGGUUAGGUGCGUCUGAACCGCGGGUGGCCGUGAUCCGGGAGGAGGGCAGCAACGGUGACCGCGAAAUGGUGGCCUCGCUUGUCAUGGUUGGAUUCCAGGUUUGGGAUGUGACUAUGACGGAUAUCUCUGCGGGACUGUCUCUGGAUUCAUUCCGAGGGGUGGUGUUUGUCGGAGGCUUCAGUUACGCCGAUGUUCUGGGCUCAGCAAAAGGUUGGGCAGCGACAGUGCGAUUCAAUCCCAGGGCACGUGCUGAGUUUUCCAGGUUCCGUUCGCGGCCUGACACCUUCAGCUUGGGAGUGUGCAAUGGAUGCCAGCUGAUGGCACUGCUCGGUUGGGUGGCUUCCGAGACCGAGCUUGCGGAAGGUGAUGGAGUACAGCAGGGUGUCCUGCUGACACACAAUCGCUCCCGCCGUUUCGAGUCGCGCUUCGUUACGGUCACCAUCUUGGAGAGCAGUUCACUUCUGCUGAAAGGCAUGGCAGGUUCAACCCUCGGCAUCUGGGUAGCCCACGGGGAAGGUUUCAUGCAGUUUGAGUCUGAAGAGGUGCUGAGGAUGGUCACGGAGAAGGGCCUGGCGCCGAUCCGAUACAGCGAUGACUCUGGCGCCCCAACGAAGCGGUAUCCCCAGAACCCCAACGGCUCGCCGCUUGGGAUAGCGGCGCUGUGCUCGGCUGACGGCCGGCACCUCGCCAUGAUGCCUCACCCGGAGCGCUGCACCUUGCUCUGGCAGUGGCCCUGGAUGCCCCCCGAGUGGCGGCAUACCCUCGCCGCAUCACCAUGGUUACGCAUGUUCCAGAACGCUUCCGACUGGUGUUUGCAGAGUCCCUGAUGGCUGGUGUGCCUCGCGCCGAGAGUCUGGUCGGUCUGGUCAUCAGUACUAGCCAUUCGCCCGUCCCAUUCUAGCCCCAGUCCAAACAGCUCUCUGUAGCUCCUCUCGAGAAAUCAGCUCCAGUACACUUCCCCAUCCACCAUCCCCCCCCCUCCCUCACCCAACACCUGGAAGGGGUGUAAAUUCUGGUACUGAACAAGUAAUUUGCCAUUCAUAUCGAUGGUUUCUGUAAAAUAUUUCUUAGAAAAUAAAGACGGAGUGCUGCUGGUAACUAA
This is a messenger RNA of Amblyraja radiata (thorny skate), 4497 nucleotides long. RefSeq names its product phosphoribosylformylglycinamidine synthase (gene pfas). The record is from RefSeq and is a predicted model, not a curated record. Gene Ontology annotation, molecular function: phosphoribosylformylglycinamidine synthase activity. Lineage: Eukaryota; Metazoa; Chordata; Chondrichthyes; Rajiformes; Rajidae. The transcript is spliced from 30 exons. Gene Ontology annotation, biological process: 'de novo' IMP biosynthetic process. Bases 245 to 4222 code for a protein of 1325 amino acids. Gene Ontology annotation, cellular component: cytoplasm.